Molecule: messenger RNA, 5152 nt
Organism: Mycena citricolor
Lineage: Eukaryota; Fungi; Basidiomycota; Agaricomycetes; Agaricales; Mycenaceae
Source: the annotation of a GenBank genome assembly
AUGGCCUCAAGUGAACUUCUCGCACAAAUCCAAGCGGGCAGAAAACUCAAGAAGGCUGUCACUAAUGAUAGAAGUGCGCCUGCUGUCGACGGUCCCAAGGGAGGGGCGGGUGGUGGUCGUGGCCCAGCUGGCGGAGGAGGAGGAGGGCCGUCUCUCGGCGGUGGAGCGGGACCACCGCAGUUAGGUGGAUUAUUCGCGGGUGGCAUGCCAAAACUCAAGCCUGCUGGUCAGAAUAAUCUAGCAAAACCACCUACAAUAGGAAAACCGCCUACCAUUCCCAAGCGUGAUGUCCCCAGUCCUGCGCCUCCGGUCGCGCCUGCUGCACCCUCACCACCAGCUCGGCCUUCACCUGCCCCGCCAGCCCGUUCUGUUCCGCCUCCCGCCCGUGCAGUUCCACCUCCAGUGCGCGCUGUGCCUCCUCCGAGUGCACCCAGCAUCCCAAGUCGUCCUGCGCCGAGCUUGCCCUCACGAGUGGUGCCUGUCCCUCCGUCAAGUGCUCCUGAACCACCCAGGAGAGCACCGCCGCCUAUGCACAGCGCGCCAGCGAUCCCUGCACGUCCUUCACCUGCUGUUCCUGCACGCACAGCAUCCCCGGCGCCGUCACCUGUGGUCCGUGCGCCGCCUGCGAUUCCUUCACGGCCGCCAGUCCAUUCUCCGGGACGAGUCGUGCCACCGCCGCCGACUACGCCGGGGCGCGCUCCUCCUCCCCCUCCCCCGCGACCGUCGAGCGUGGCGCCGCCGCCCCCGGUGAGAUCGCCCCCCGCACCGACACCUCCACCCCGGAAGCUUACACCGUCGGCGCCGACUCCACCUGUACGGGCUCGGGCACUAUCAGUUACAGAACCCGAUGAAUCUCCGAGCGCCGGGCGGCUUGCCCCGCCUCCGAGCCGGACGAGAACUGUUUCUGCGGGCGCUACCAAUGGAGUAAACAAUGCGCGGCCACCCCCUCCACGCCGUAAAAUACCAUCCCCUCCGCCUACGGUUGGAUCUCAUACGUUCCCGGUAUCAGAUUUCCCACCUCCACGGCCAUUUGGUACACAAACUCAUCAGUAUCCUAGCGGGCGUAGUCGGGGAAGUGAUUUUGACCUCGACUCCUUGUAUGCCAACUCACUUCCUUCUUCCGCCACCAUGCGCAUAUCCUCCUUUCUUCUCCCCUCUCUUUUAUCUUUGGUCUCCUACGUCGCUGCCGAAGAAGCGUCCGACGUUCUCAGUCUCACUGCUUCUACUUUCCAUGACAUCGACUCCGAGUCCCUGAUUCUCGUCGAGUUCUUUGCGCCAUGGUGUGGUCAUUGCAAGGCGUUAGCCCCACACUAUGAGGAGGCUGCCACGAAGCUCAAAACCCGCGGCAUCAAGCUCGCCAAGGUUGACUGUGUCGACCAGGCUGAUCUCUGCCAGUCGAACGGUAUCCAAGGAUACCCCACCCUGAAGGUCUACAAGAACGGCACCCCGAGCGAGUACACUGGUCCCCGGAAGGCGGAUGGUAUCGAGUCGUACAUGAUCAAGCAAUCUCUCCCGGCCGUGACCACUGUCAAUGAGCAAAACUUUGACGAGUUCAAGAUGGCUGACAACAUCGCCGUCGUCGCCUUUGUCGAGUCGACCACAUCGGCACCCGCCGCCGCUUUCAGCAAAGCCGCCGAGGCUCACCGUGACGACUAUCUUUUCGGUCUCUCCACGGAUAGCUCCUUGAUGAGCGCGCAGAAGAUUAGCGCACCCUCAAUUGUGGUAUACCGCAAAUUCGAUGAGCCGGUCACCACGUACCCGUACCCCGUGCUCGACGCGACUGAGGCUGACAUUACUGAAUGGGUGACGGAGCUCGCCGUCCCCAUCCUCGGCGAGGUCAGCAGCGAGAACUACGCUCUGUACGCCAACAGCCCGAAGCCUCUGGCAUACUUCUUCGUCGACCCGUCUGUUCAGGAGCUCUCCGCCCAGCUCGACCUAGUCCGUUCUAUUGCGGGCAAGUUCAAAUCGAAGAUGAACUUUGUCUGGAUUGAUGCCAUCAAAUACGGCGACCAUGCCAAGGCUUUGAACUUGGCCGAUGUGAACUGGCCCAGCUUCGUUAUCCAGGAUCUCAAGAAGGGACUGAAAUAUCCUUACGACCAACAGAAGGCCAUCACCGCUGCUCCUCUCGAGGACUUCGUUAACUCGUACCUGGAUGGUCACCUCGAGCCUUCGCUCAAGAGUCAGCCCAUCCCCGAAGAGCAGGUUGACAACGUGUACGACCUUGUUGGCAAGGAGUUCGACAAAAUUGUGUUCGAUGACUCGAAGGACGUUUUCAUUGAGUUCUAUGCGUCGUGGUGCGGUCACUGCAAGCGCCUGAAGCCUACCUGGGACUCUCUUGCAGACCACUAUGCUCCCCUGAAGAAGACUUUGACAAUUGUCAAAUUCGAGGCGACCGAAAACGACCUGCCUCCCUCGGUGCCGUUCUCGAUCUCUGGCUUCCCGACAAUCAAGUUCAAGAAGGCUGGUACACGCGAUUUCAUCGAUUACGAGGGUGACCGUUCGUACGAGAGCCUCUCGGACUUUUGCAUGCGCAUACCAGUUUCUCAUUGGAAGUUCCUGAACACGUCGACGAGGAAGAGACCCAGGCGCACUUCGAAGCUCCGGCAGACUCUGAAACUGCAGAAAUUCAUGACGAGCUGUAAUUAAAGUAUCAUUAACAGACUUACUUAUUCACAUGGCCUCUUCUUUUCAUGAUUUCUUCCGGUAGAACUCGGAAAACGACAAUCGAAUGCCCAGGAAACGACAAUCCAAGUCCGGAUGGCUUUGCAGCUGGUGCACAAUCGUAUGGACUCGUUCUGAGAACGACGUGCUAUAUUCUUUCACUUGGUUCACCAUGCGCGUCGCGGCUUCCGGGUCCUGGGUUGCAUAGUCUUCGCCAGUGUGAACACCCUGUGAAUGAUUCGGAACGCAGACACCGCAGGCAGUCUGAGGGGGACUUACCCGUUGUGUAUCGAGCUGAUUGUCGCGUCUCGCAGAUUCUGACAAACAGAAGUUGUAGAAGUUGUCCGCCGCCUCGCGAAACAAGAGGAUAGUCGUAAAAACUUCUUUCACUUGGUUCAGAAUCACUUCCUGAGCAGGAAUCAGUCAGUCGCCUUCAGCAGUGAGGGAGACACGGACGUGUUUUCCGGCUUUAGGGCUUAGCAACAAAACUUUGUUGAGCAUGCGAUCGAGAUAUGCUCGGUGCGCGAAGAUCAUAGCGUCAAGAUCUCCUUCCUUUUUGUUCAGAAAGUCGAGCAGGGCCUUCCACGAGCAUUCGAUUACAUCCAGAUGGCAGUAGGCAUGCAUCUGCCGCAUAAAAUGGACCAUUUCAGCCAUAGCAAGCCGGAUUUGAUGCCAGUGAUGUUCCAGCUCAGGCACUCUCAAAAAGAUGGUUGAACAGUUUCAGAUAUUUGAUGAGCGAAUCUGGAUCGAGCACUGUGUCCAAUGGCGCGUCGACUUUGUACUCCAGAGUGAACACAUCCCAGCCGAUCUCCCCAUGCGAAUAUUCGAGCAUUCGGGCGUCAAGUCGACGUAGUACGUCUGAAGGAUCAUUCUGAGCAUUUGACGACCGGAUCGCCGCCUCUAGUGUGGCUGUGAGAUUGUGGCGGAACAGGACAUUGGCGGGUCGGUUGAGGCUGGAUCCCAAUGCUUCCAUCAGCUGAUCCGCAAAGUCACCAUAGCCAAGUAAGAUGUAAUUUUUCAAAGCCCGGAGAUGAUCGAGCAGCUGAAACUUAUCAAUGAAGACUUCGAACAACCGCUGGCUGGCAAUCUGAUAUGCGGCAUCGAUCGAUCGCUCCAGUCCAGCGAUGUCGCUGUAUUUCAACGCUAGGUGCGAUCAGUUGGAUCCAUCCGUUCAGGUGCCAGACAGACUCACUUCCUCCGGUGUUACUCAUCUUCUCUCUGGUGACAACCCAGUCGCUAUCAUGGCAGCUGUAGCGGAUGAAAUUCAAACUUUUUCCGGUGGAGAAGAUCUGUCUCAGAAUCAAAUGCUAUUCGUAUGCAUCAUGAUACUAAAGCAAACCUUUCUGCCGAACGUCUCGCCCACAAACAUCGGGAGCAUGUUCUCCUGAAACUGAUACUUGACUUGCCAAAGCUUGAGGCCAUUGUCUCUUUCGAUCGAUACGUCAUCGCCGUCUCCGCCAAUCCCCCCGAAUCCACCAUCGCCAGCCAAGGGCCCGAUGCCGCCAGCCAAUGAAGAAGGAUGCACGUAUUGCACAUCAGCCAAACUAGAAUCCGUCGCAACGAAGAACUCAGAGAACGGGUCGUAUAAUUCGCCAGAGAACAGCCACUUGUGAAGUGUUGCAAAGAAAGGCUUUGAAACGUCUUCCAGAAGCUGAUCGGUAAACUUGCGAACGAAUGGAUCGCCAGUGUCUGUAUAGCUGUGAAUGAGGUUGACCAGCGCGCCUCCCUGAGCGUCUAUGAGAAGGUAUUCAGCAAGGGAUACCCGAUAGCACAUUACGUACCUCUGGCUCCUUCGACGCAGACGCUCAUCAUCCUCAUCCUGAGCCGCCAGUCGUUGAUCCAUACAUCGAGCCGCCGUAAGAAUGGCGAUCAGCCGAUAGUAUUCGGUCAGCUGGGCCUGUAGGUGGUGGCAUAGACUUUGCUCAAUCAUCCCCACUCCGGUGGCACCCUCCCGGUCACGAACGAAAGUCUCAACACGGGUGUAAAGAUGCCCGACUUCAGCCAGCCGAUGGAUCAGAGCUCUCGUAGGAGGGGAUAUGAUAUACCUCUGUCGUGAUCAGAAAGGGUUCGAGUUCCACCAACAGUCACGCACCGAAUCUUCCACAAAACCGAGUUGGUUCUCCGAAUCCACCUCGUCAGCUGAGAACCUAACGUAUUUCCCAGAAAUUCCUUGUAGAAGAUACAGCGUGUCACGGAGAAGCAGGUUUUCCGGAAGUUGCUGCCGCCCGAGUUUCGAACGGUAUUCGCGCAAUAUGUCUGCCUUAGACCUGCCACGCGGCAAUCGGGAGACGGGGGUUUCAACAGGGUUUGGCGGCAAAUUUGAUCGAUUAGGAGGAGGCGGGGCAAGUGUCGGAAGGAGGCCGUUAAUAGGACGAGAAGACGAUGAGGCGAGGGAUUGCAGGAACAAAAUGGACGCGUGUUUUCGCGAGAGGAUAGGCUGGGAUCGAGUGAGAACUGAUAGGGAUAGAUGAAUCCAUUCACGAACUUGAUC